Messenger RNA from Trypanosoma brucei brucei TREU927, 483 nucleotides. RefSeq lists its product as hypothetical. The transcript has a single exon. The coding region runs from base 1 to 483 and encodes 160 amino acids. Lineage: Eukaryota; Euglenozoa; Kinetoplastea; Trypanosomatida; Trypanosomatidae. The record is from RefSeq and is a predicted model, not a curated record.
AUGGAGGCGUGUGUUGGGGGUUGUAGGAAUGAAGGAGAGGUGGGGAAACAGGACGUCUUGGAAAGGUUACGGACGUACUGGAGUGAUGAGAGGAUGAAGCAAAAGGAUGUAAAAGAAAGACUUUCACCGGACUGUGGUCAAGCACGUUCAACUGAACAUGCAUUAAAUCCAUUUCAAAAGAUGCGAGGCGGUAGUUGCGCGGUACUCCCCGCUGUAUCUCAUCCCUUAUUUUCUUUUGUUGUGUGUGAUAAGGUGUUUUCAUGUGGUGGUCUUUUAUUAUAUAUAUAUUUUUGUGUAAGUGCUCUUUCUUUGUACGGAUGGUUGGUGUCGUUGCAAACGUGUGAUCCUCUUUUACCGGGUGUACUGUCAUUGUUCUCGGUCGGUGAUGCCGUCUGUCCUUUACUCUGCCACGCUGGAACCAAGGACGCCACCCACAACGUGCAUAGAUAUAUACAUAUCUAUAUAUACAUGCGUAUAACGUAA